AUGACUGACUUCGGUUCUAACAAUUACUCUAGCUGCUAUGUGAAGAAUAAAAUGACUGUAGGGAGAAUUCAGCUCCCCGGCCUCAGCUGUACAACCCUCAGCUGUCGACCCAGGCCAGGCCUGGUCGCAGGCCUAGGAUCCUGCUGCUCCAGACUCACCGGCCCCUGCCAGACAGGCUGGAUCCCACCGGGCCGGGAGGCUUCUCAGACCCUGCCCACUGCGGGAGGGGCUGACGGUAGAAAGGUCCGCACACUGACCACCAGGGAGACGCGCGGACCACGCACACGGACACACAUUCCUCGUCCGCGGAAGGGGCGACCGUCCCGGGUUUGUAGCGCUGCUUCUCGGGCCACCUAUUCGGACGUGGCGCCCAGCGGCCAAAGGCCCUGCCUGGGCGCUGCCAUCCACCCGGACCUUACCUGGAGCGGCUCUGCAGCGGCCCAGCUACAGGGGGCUUCUUCCCUCCAGGCCACCGAGCUGGCGGCCCAGGGAGAAUCACAGAGUCCAGAAAAUCUCUCCCGCAGCCCUGUGUCAACUCCAGAAGUAUUUAAGAUAAACUUUGUAUUUCCAAAUGGAGACACGUAUGAUGGGGACUGUACAAGAACAUCUUCUGGAGUCAUUGAGAGAAAUGGAAUAGGUAUUCAUACCACUCCUAAUGGGAUUGUCUACACAGGAAGCUGGAAAGAUGACAAGAUGAAUGGUUUCGGAAGACUUGAGCAUUUUUCAGGAGCAAUAUAUGAAGGACACUUUAAGGACAAUAUGUUUCAUGGACUGGGAACUUACACAUUCCCAACUGGGGCAAAGUACACUGGAAAUUUCAAUGAAAACAGGGUGGAAGGUGAAGGACAAUAUACUGAUAUCCAAGGACUAGAAUGGUGUGGUAACUUUCAUUUCACAGCUGCUCCAGGCCUGAGGCUAAAGCUCCAUAUGUAGAUAGCCUGCAUUAAAGUUUUAAUGUGGUAAUUGCAGCUUUUACUUGUAAGGAAAACAACUAAAUCUGUCAUCUGAAAUAACUUCAUACACUAUCUGUUUACUGUUGCCAA
This is a messenger RNA of Budorcas taxicolor (takin), 1043 nucleotides long. It is a transcript of the gene MORN2, whose product is annotated as MORN repeat containing 2. The record is from RefSeq and is a predicted model, not a curated record. Lineage: Eukaryota; Metazoa; Chordata; Mammalia; Artiodactyla; Bovidae. The transcript has 7 exons. Bases 1 to 933 code for a protein of 310 amino acids.